AGAACAGGUUGGUGGACCUGGUUUGGAUGAAACAGUCACGGUCACGGGGAUUAUUAUUAUUCUAGCCAGAGGGGCAGAGGUUUAAUACUUCCUGGAUUAUAACUCUGUCGUAAUCGGAACGGGCUAGUAGAGCAACGCGCUGCUGAUAUUGUGCACCCGUUUAAACGCUUCAUUUAAAUAUAACACUGUUGCGGAACUUUUGACAGCUGAACUAGGCUAUAUUAGAGUUUUUGAUUUACCUUAAUCCACACAUCCUCAAAGUGGUCUUUUCUGAAGAAGCACGUGUGUUAGAGAGGUAUGAUGCAGUGCCUAACACAGCUCUGAUUCUCGAGAACAAAUUUGGCCCGUUUUCACCGCUGUUUCAUAUGGGCGAAGCGAGAACUCGGUUCCCUUCAUGUUGGACAUGGGCUCGCUGUCAAGAUGGGGUGUCCGAUCCGGAGCGGGAGAAACGAUGGGCAGAACUGUUCGAUCAGCUGGAUCUGAAUAAAGAUGGGAGGAUCGACGUGAAUGAACUGCGCACCGGAUUAACCGCACGGGGGAUCCUUCGCGGUGAGGUGGUGGACGAGAUUGUACGUGUGAGUGACACCAAUCAUGACGGCCAGCUGGACAUUGAGGAGUUCACACGGUAUCUGCGCACACACGAGAAAGAGCUCCGACUAAUGUUCCACAGCCUGGACCGCAACAACGAUGGUCACAUAGAUGUUGCAGAAAUUCAACUCUCCUUGCACAGCCUUGGGGUGAAUGUGUCCACAGAGCAGGCCUCCAGAAUCCUGCAAAGCAUAGACAGAGACGGCACGAUGACCAUUGACUGGAAUGAGUGGCGAGACCACUUCCUGUUUAACCCCUUGCACAACAUGGAGGACAUUGCCCACUACUGGAAACACUCUCUGAUGUUGGACAUUGGAGAACAACUGACUGUGCCCGAUGAGUUUUCGGAGAAGGAGCGACGUUCAGGUGUGGUGUGGAGACAGUUGGUGGCCGGGGCAAUGGCAGGAGCCGUUUCGCGAACAGGAACUGCUCCUCUGGAUCGUCUUAAAGUUUUCCUUCAGGUCCAUGGCUCAAGUGGUGUGAGUUUGUUGGGUGGCUUGCGUGGAAUGGUGCAGGAGGGAGGACUGAAGUCCCUUUGGAGAGGCAAUGGCAUCAACGUCCUCAAAAUUGCCCCGGAGUCAGCUAUCAAAUUCAUGGCUUAUGAGCAGAUCAAAUGGCUGAUCAGGGGCAGUAGGGAAGGUGGCUCUCUAAGGGUUCAGGAACGUUUCAUUGCUGGCUCACUGGCUGGAGCUACUGCUCAAACCAUCAUCUACCCCAUGGAGGUGUUGAAGACACGUCUAACCCUCCGAAAGACAGGACAAUAUUCUGGCAUGGCAGACUGUGCCAAACAGAUACUGCGUAAAGAAGGAGUGCGAGCGUUCUACAAAGGCUAUGUGCCAAACACACUUGGCAUCAUCCCUUAUGCUGGCAUUGAUCUGGCUGUCUAUGAGACUCUAAAGAAUGCUUGGCUACAGCGGUACUGCAUGGGCUCGGCUGAUCCUGGGGUUUUGGUGCUGCUCGCAUGCGGCACUGUGUCCAGCACAUGUGGGCAACUGGCUAGUUACCCGCUGGCUUUAAUCCGCACACGCAUGCAGGCUCAGGCCUCAGCAGAUGGUGUUCCACAGCUGUCAAUGGUUGGCCAGUUCAAGCACAUUGUGUCCCACGAAGGCGUUUCUGGACUUUACCGUGGCAUUGCCCCCAAUUUCCUCAAAGUCAUUCCUGCUGUUAGCAUCUCUUAUGUGGUUUAUGAGCAUAUGAAGAAAGCACUGGGAGUGGGAUCCUAAGGCAGAAUCAGAGUGAAGAAGAAAGAGAGAACCUGUAUUUAAAAAAGGAGCAUUAGUGGGGCACAGAGGACCCCUAGAGAACAGGAUAAGGAAGCUAUAGUCAAUGAAUGACCUAAAAACCUACUCUACAUCAUACACAAUUACAUUCCCAUUGCAAUUCAUACUUCAAUAGGAUGAAAAGACAGUUUUGGGCUGAUGCAAUCAUUAAGAACAAUGGUUGUGUUUAGAGUAUGUUUCUCUUUGACUGGCAGCUUGUAGAUCUCAGGUUUAUUGUGCACUAUAAACAGCUUCUUAUCUUCAAAGGUGAACACCAUACAUAGUUCUUCAUUUUACAUGGAAUGUAAUGUCAUUGGCGUAAUUAUAAAUGUGGGGUAAGAAACUAAUAGGUAAUGAAAGACAUCUAAUGACAGAGAAUGAUGGUGAAAUAGUAGGCCUAUUGCAGUAUUAUAUUUUUUAUAAAUGACAACCAAAGUUUCCCUCCUAAAAUUGACCAAAAUAUUGAA
Molecule: messenger RNA, 2314 nt
Organism: Rhinichthys klamathensis goyatoka
Lineage: Eukaryota; Metazoa; Chordata; Actinopteri; Cypriniformes; Leuciscidae
Gene: slc25a23b
Product: solute carrier family 25 member 23b
Exons: 10
Coding region: 366-1811 (481 amino acids)
Biological process (GO): transmembrane transport
Molecular function (GO): calcium ion binding; ATP transmembrane transporter activity
Source: RefSeq, a predicted model, not a curated record